GAGGGGGGGUUAUAUUCAUGUUCUGGGCCUUUAACUGUUUUGCAUCCGGAGCAGGUUCUCCAGCAGACACCAGCUUUACUCCGACUAAAAAUAUAUCUUCCACGAGUUUAUUACCACAGAGAUACCAGGCAGACGGGUGCUGCUGUCUCGUGGUUCACCAUGGCCCAGAACCAGGUGAUCUUGCAGUUCCGCUUUGCCACAUUUGGGGACUCCAUGCUGCAGAAGAUGAACCUCCUCCGUCACCAGAAACGCUUUUGUGAUGUCACCGUGCGCAUCAACCAGCUGGAGGUUCCCGGUCACAAGGUGGUGUUUGCUGCCGGCUCGUCUUUCCUGAGGGACCAGUUCAUUCUUCAGCAAGACUCAAAGGAGGUCCAGAUCUCCAUGAUGCAAGAGGCAGAGGUUGGCCAGCAGCUGUUGCUGUCCUGCUACACGGGUCAGCUGGAGUUCCCUGAGCUGGAGCUGGUGCAUUACCUCACAGUGGCCAGCUUCCUCCAAAUGGGCCACAUUGUGGAGCAGUGCACUCAAGCCCUCAGCAAGUUUAUCAAACCUCAAACAUCACGGCAGCUGGAGGUGGACGUGGACAUGCGGAGGGAGAAGAGGGACGAGGGCUUAUCCUCUCAGGCAAAGAGAGAUCACGAGACGUCUCAGGUUCACAUCAUUCCUGAAGGAGAGGAGGAGGAUGAGGAGGAAGUGGUGCUGGGCCAGGUUGAAGAAGACAAUAAUGGUGACAGUGAUGAYGACGACGAUGAUGACGAUGAUGUAAUAAUACAGCCUGAAAGCCCUGUCCAGAUUUUGAGGAGGCAUCCAAAGCAGAGUACGGGGAAAGGUGACAUCACCAUAGUGAAAGUGGAGUCUGUGUCUGAAGUGGUAGACAACUCCAUCACCGGUCACUUCUCUGCCAGCCCUCCUGCCGCGCUCCACUCCCCCGAGCCCCAACACUCCCUCAUCAAUUCCACCGUCGACAGCCGCGGCAGCGAGUUGGCGGUUCCUCCCGGCGUGGGUGGAUACCCCCUCAGCCCCCCACCCCAGUCCCCCCCUGCAGAGAAAUACAGCGGACACCAGAGGAACUACGACAAACCCUUGCAGUGGUAUCACCAGUGCCCCAAGUGUGCCCGAGUCUUCCGCCAGCUGGAGAACUACGCCAACCACCUCAAGAUGCACAAACUCUUCAUGUGCCUCCUCUGCGGCAAAACCUUCACUCAGAAGGGCAACCUGCACCGACACAUGCGGGUGCACGCCGGCAUCAAGCCGUUCCAGUGUAAAAUCUGCGGUAAGACUUUUACCCAGAAGUGCUCCUUGCUGGACCACCUGAACUUGCACAGCGGAGACAAGCCUCACCGAUGUAACUACUGCGACAUGGUGUUCGCUCACAAGCCUGUACUACGCAAACACCUCAAACAGAUCCACGGCAAGAACAGCUUCGACAACGCAAACGAAGGCAGCCUGCAYGAGGGGGCGCUUGAGUUUGACUUUGGACAAAUAUUAAAACCCUGAACUUUUUCUGUAGUGUGUUAGAUGAUGUUCAUCAGUUAMGGUCAGAAGUUUACAUCCACUCACAGGAGAUGAUUGGAGCUUCUACUAAUUCAUAUGAACCAUUCUUUUUCCAGGAUGGAUUCAUAAUACAGAACACAACUUCAGCCAUUCUUAAAAGCAAGAAUUGUGUGCACAUGUUUAUAUUUACUAAUUUUAUUUAAUUCAUAUGUCCAAAAUUACACGCUCAACUAUAUACAAACACUCCUACAAAUACUCWGUUGAACAUUUUUACACAAGUUGCAUUAUGACCCAUUAUUUUGUAAACAUCUGACUUAAUUCUGUUUUGAAUUGGACCACUCUCUCUGGCAAAAUGAAWAGAGUUUAAUGAAAUUGUUUGGUUUUUAAAACAAAGUCCACUAUAAAUAUAUACAAAUAUAAAUUUACUUACAUAUUUAAUAGGUGGUUAUGAAGAUUCUUGAAUGAUCAGGACCUAUAAACCUCUCUUUAGUGAUCAUGAUUGACUGCAGACUACUUCUCUUUUUGGACUGACCAAUACUCAUCUGUUAAUUUUAGAUGAAAAUAAAUUUGUUCAGGUGAUUAGGGAAAAAACCUUGUCCUACCUGUUAAUUCAAGCAGUUAAUGAGUUGUGUAUGGAUUUUUAUGCUUGUUAAAAAAUUACAUAUUUGAUUGGUUGAACAUUUUAUUCAGCAGUGAUUGCCUGUCUAUCAAAAGAAUGACCUCCAUCUCACUUUUCAAGUCAACUCUAUUUUGAAACAAAACUACAAGAGCUAGCAUGUUAGCAGGUGAAACAUAAACAGCCUACUGCAGGCUCAGUAUAGAGCCUAAUAAUUAGAGCUGUGUAAUUUCUUAUUUCCUGUUUUCAGUGCUUAGGCCAAGUGUGCCAUUAAACAGUUUAAUAAUAUAUUUGUAGCAGCUUUUAUAUUUAUAAUAUUAAUGUAUAAAAAAUGAUGGUCACCCACCUUACUAACAAUAGUCCAUACGUUGUCUCCCUGCCUUCUGUAACAUGACGGCUCUGCUUGCAGGCUGCAGUCGGGAGAAAGUGUAUCUUGUACAGGACACUUCAAUUAAAAUAUGGACAUUCUGGUUAAUACGGGACAGUUAGCACCUAUCUCAGCUUUGAAGGCAGCGGGUGUUGAUCUAAUCUGCUCAGAUUCAACCAUCGAUAUUUAGUAUUAACGUUUACUUACAAUGUUACCAUUUGAGCUAGUGUUAUACUCUCUGGCUCUUUAACAGUGGAGGCUGCCAGCUAGCAGCUGCAGGCUAAAUAACAGUGAACGAACCACUGGCAUGAAAUUUACAUUUUAAGUUUUAAUGAAAAAUUGAUACAGUAUUUGGAAGUGAAAUAUUGCAAUAUUUCAGAGUAUCAUUAUUUUCUUACACCCCUACUAAUAGCCCAGUUAAUGAAUUCACAUCGACUUGUCAGUUUCUCAGAAAGGCUUCACAAUAUAUUGCUAAUUCACCAAGAAAACAAAAAUAGUAUUGCUAAAUGUUAAGUAUGCAACCAGAUUUGAGCCAGAAGCUUUUUGAUGGAUACAGAAAGUGUGUGRUGCAACUUGCUAAGAAACAUUUCACUAAAUAUUUGUGAGGAUGUGGCUGUAUUAGAGCCUGUGUGGAUGAUUGAAUAAUAUUUUUCAAAUAAAAAAUGAUUUAAAAUGUGUUGGAUCAUUCAAACCUAAUAAAAGAGCAGCUCAGAUCUCAUUAAAAGCCUUUAACUAUUACGACACUAAUGCCCAUGAUUGGUGUAUGUAAACUUCUGAUCACAUCUGUAUCAAAUGAUUAGAUUAUUAAAAUAUUAGCUGACAGACUCCUCCUGUUGGCUUUAAAUAGAGGAAACAAACAAAGUUCUCCAGAUCUGCAUUUCACUGUAGCUUCAUUUCUGUGGACUGUUGUGUUUGUGUAACAUAGAUGCCUUCAUCUCAUACUUGAACAUUUAACACUGAGACAGUAAAAGAGAUUGACUGAAUAUCUUUAGAUUUAUUAAUGAAUUAUACUGGCUCUGUGUGUUCAGUCUAACAAUAAAAAAAAAACAGUAAAAUGUAAAGUAUCUUUUUGUAUUAGAAUAUCUACUGUAGCCUCUUUUAUACCCAUGUAGAUGUGACAACAGGAUCUUCUUAAGCAAAAUACACUUGAAAAAAAAUGGGUAAAACAUGUUGGCCUGAAGGCAUUUUAAUGUUGGGUCAAAAAGAAACAUUUGUUUUAUACUGACUUUAAAUCRAAGGUACAAACGGACCAAAUAACUGUUUCUGUCCUGUGUUGAUGAAAUGCAUUAUGCUCAAUGAAAUUAAAAAAUAUGAAUUAUUA
Molecule: messenger RNA, 3795 nt
Organism: Austrofundulus limnaeus
Lineage: Eukaryota; Metazoa; Chordata; Actinopteri; Cyprinodontiformes; Rivulidae
Gene: zbtb26
Product: zinc finger and BTB domain containing 26
Exons: 2
Coding region: 160-1494 (444 amino acids)
Biological process (GO): regulation of transcription by RNA polymerase II
Molecular function (GO): DNA-binding transcription factor activity, RNA polymerase II-specific; protein binding; RNA polymerase II cis-regulatory region sequence-specific DNA binding
Source: RefSeq, a predicted model, not a curated record